Messenger RNA from Etheostoma cragini (Arkansas darter), 1558 nucleotides. RefSeq names its product androgen-dependent TFPI-regulating protein. The coding region runs from base 185 to 871 and encodes 228 amino acids. Lineage: Eukaryota; Metazoa; Chordata; Actinopteri; Perciformes; Percidae. The transcript is spliced from 6 exons. The record is from RefSeq and is a predicted model, not a curated record. Gene Ontology annotation, cellular component: membrane; endomembrane system.
GCCUCUUGUCUCUGCUGCUUGCAAACAUCUUGAUAAGCUUGUGCUGAAUUACACUAAUCUUUAAAGAUCCCACACUGCCCGAAGUACCUCAAGCAUGAAGACAAAACUCACACUUUAAAAACUAGUUUUGGCAGUGUUUUAAUUACUUUGGUUGUUGUCCGGAUCAGUACAAGCUUACAUUAGAAUGACUUCAAUUCUGAGCAGAGGGUACCAUUUUGCAGCAUUCAGCUGGUAUGCCUUUGUUGUGAAGAGUCUCGCUGCUAAGAAUGGAGAGAAGCUACCACCAGGAAUCUUUGUUUAUGGAGGACCUUGGAAGUACCUUACUUUUUUGAAUUUGUUAUUACAAAUGUCCUUCUUUGGACUGGCGGCACUGAAUGAUCUACAACCUUGGGAAAAGUCAAAGAGUGCUCUGAACAGAUGUAAAGACCUACUCUUCUCUGUCUUUGCCUUCCCCGUGGGCAUGUUUGUUGUUCUACUUUUCUGGACCCUCUUUGCCUAUGACAGAGAAUUAGUCUACCCAGCAACUAUUGACACCUUCUUCCCCCCCUGGAUAAACCAUGCUAUGCACACAUUUGUCCUUCCUAUUUUACUGGGAGAAGUGCUGGUGCAGCCUCACAUCUACCCACAGACUAAACAUGCACUGGCAGCGUUAGGAGGUGUGGGCUUGGCUUACUUAUUUUGGAUUAUAUGGGUGUACUUGUCAGUUGGAAUUUGGGUGUAUCCCCUUCUUGGGCACUUCAGCACUGCUGGCCUGAUGGGCUUCUUCUUUUUUAACAUGUCGGUGGUGACAUUGGUCUUCGUGAUAGGAGACAAGCUCAACAGCCAUGUCUGGAGUAAGGACAUGAACAAAAUGAAAACAAAAGCUAAGUAAUUCUGCCUCUGGUGGUCAAACAGUAGUCACAAAAACACAGUGAAGGAAAUUUUGAAAGCAGAUGUAACACAUUCUCCCUCUUUCCAAUUCAAAAAGUUAAAUUUAUAAGCAAUAAAAGGAACCAUUUCUCAAAUAAAUACACUCAGGGGUUUUGCUGCUACAGCAUUUGUUGGUCUGCUAUGACAGUGUUUAUACAGUCAAUGAGUAUGACCACUAGCUUUUGAUAGCUAAAGUUAGCUAAAGUUAGCAAACCAAAUAGCUGUAAAACGCACAUUACUGAGUCACUCCGCUGACUAUAUAUAUGUAAAUACUAAACAUAACAUGAUUGUUCCCUGCUUGUGCUACUGUAAUCUAAAUGCUAAAGUACUGUUAAGCUAAGCUACUUUCAGCAUUCAGCUAAAAUCUAGCGGUAGCAUUAUUCCAUUACUGUCAGUUGUAGCCACAGUAGCUGCUUUGAAGCCAAUGUCACAAAGUUUCACUUCCAAGGGGUUAAUCUGUGCUGAAACUGUAUAGGCUACAAAAGCUACAUUGUGUAACGCUUAUACUUCCCAAGAGGUAUUCAACAUCACACAAACACUUAAAUAAUGCAAUUUCAACAAAGCAAGCGUAAUUAAGCAAGUAGCACUGGCAGCAACAGCACAAGCAAUCAUCCUGUUUUUAGAUUUUCAUUUCAUGCGUUCCCUGAUU